UACCUAGCCAGUCCACUUCUGCGACCCUCGUCGACCGGAUCGACGACUACGCGUCCGCUCUUCUCGUUAUUUCCGCGAACAACGGCGCGUUCCCGCGCGUCCACUGCCGCGCCGCGGACGUGCCUCGGGAUCGCUCGCAUCCGCGUCUACCUUCCUCUCGAUUCGUCUUCGAACGUCAUGCUAAUCUUCUUCGACGAGUGAAGCACCUUUAUCGCAUCCUAGACCCAGAUUCGACCGUUAUCGAAGCAUGAAACGUUUCAAGUGUGUCGGUCUGUGAUAUAUCUGUGCUCCUGUGCUGGAGAGGUUACCGGAAGCUCGUCGAGAAGUGGUGACGAGUGAUCACGAUGUAAACCGUUUGCUCGAUCGAUCCCGACCUGAGACUUUGCCCUCCCGAUAAAAACAAAGUGCGUACAGUGAAGGACACGGUGGUCAGCAGCAGGUGGCCAAUUGAUGUAUUCGCCUCCCCGUUACAAGGAUGAUGAUGAUGGACAUGGGCAUGUACGGAACUUACGGCAAGCCUGACUCAUACCCCAACUACGUGUGCACGGGUCAAGGGAAUCAUCAUCAUCAGCCCGUGUCCGUCGGAGGACACGUGCCGGUACCACCCUCGCCAGAACUCGCUCCGGCUCAUUAUUUCCCUCAGACGGCCGUCUCCCCUUAUUCCUCCUCGUCCUCGGAGAGCUUUCUUGCCGCGGAAUCCGCUACCUCCUCCGGUACUCCUCCCCAAGGAUUCUACUCCCCGACGGCGGGCGUUCUACACGAGGACGGAAGCACCACCGCGAUCAUCUCCUCCGAGAAUGGGUUGAGCUACACCAACCUGGACUACGCGUCCUCCUCCUACGCGGGUGCGUCGCAGCACCAGCACCCGAACGGGUCCCACGGGUCCGUGGAUCCACACCAGAGUUACCACGUCCAGCAGGCGGCUUACAGGGACGAACACCAUCACCAUCACCCUGGCUCGGCCAAUCUCCAUCAGGCCUCUAUGGUCUCUGGACACAGGACGGAACACGAGCAACAGCUGCAUCAUCAGUCUUCUAGUCAUCACCACCACCAUCACCAUCACCAUGAGCCCGACUAUCAGCUACCAGUCGCUGGCACCACCAACUAUCUCCAUCAGCUGCCAACCGCGGAGGACACUCUCCACUAUCAUCCUCAGAUCCGGCAGAACGAUUACACCGCGCACACGACUGCACACUACAAGGAGGAGAACCCUGACCCAACGACCUACCAUGUCCUCCAGCAAUCCGGACAUCCGCAGCAUCCGCAUCAACACGCGCACGGACACCAUCACCAGCAACACCAUGCGCAUCAUCCACCUCUGCAGCAGCAGCAGCAGCAACAACCGCAUGUGCCCACGUACAAGUGGAUGCAAGUGAAGAGAAACGUGCCCAAACCCGUAGCAGCGAAGUCCAAUCCAAGUGUCGGAGAAUACGGUGGCAGCAGCGUCGGCGGCGGGACCGCAUCUGCAUAUGCGAACACAGCGAACGGUCCAGUGAGCUGCCUUACCGGCGGACCAUUAGUCGGUAUAGCGGGUGGCUUCAACAACACCGGAAGAACCAACUUCACGAACAAACAGCUCACCGAACUAGAGAAGGAAUUCCAUUUCAAUAAGUACCUGACUCGAGCGAGACGCAUCGAGAUCGCGUCGGCGUUACAGCUGAACGAAACGCAAGUGAAAAUUUGGUUCCAGAACAGAAGGAUGAAGCAGAAGAAAAGGAUGAAGGAAGGGUUGAUACCGAGCGAGAACACGACUGUGACGCCACUCGGCGGCGCUAGGAGUAGCAGCAAUUCGCCUACCAAUUCUUCGACUCACGAAACCAACAAUCUUGGUUUAUCUAAUUUUACCAGCGACAAUAGCCGGGAGUCACCGCCUUCUUCGGCGAAAGAUUGACGCGUUCCCUGCUGCAGCAACGAACGAUUAUAUGGUUUGCGACUUAAUGAUGAUUGGUGAACCGAAAGAGGCAAAUAUUAUUUUAACCUUUUGCACUCGAAUUUGACAGUUUGCAAACAGCAACUUCAAAACUACUAUUUAAAA
Messenger RNA from Megachile rotundata (alfalfa leafcutting bee), 2035 nucleotides. RefSeq lists its product as uncharacterized. Gene Ontology annotation, biological process: regulation of transcription by RNA polymerase II. The record is from RefSeq and is a predicted model, not a curated record. Gene Ontology annotation, cellular component: nucleus. Gene Ontology annotation, molecular function: DNA-binding transcription factor activity, RNA polymerase II-specific; RNA polymerase II cis-regulatory region sequence-specific DNA binding. NCBI's taxonomy places the organism in Eukaryota, Metazoa, Arthropoda, Insecta, Hymenoptera, Megachilidae.